Molecule: messenger RNA, 2315 nt
Organism: Rubroshorea leprosula
Lineage: Eukaryota; Viridiplantae; Streptophyta; Magnoliopsida; Malvales; Dipterocarpaceae
Source: the annotation of a GenBank genome assembly
AACGAUUUAUACCGCAACCUACUGCGAAAUAAUUCUAAUAAAUUCUAUAAAUGCCACGGAAUGGCGUAUGAAAGGGGCUUCAAAAUUCUCUGGACGAUCCACUCAGACUGUGGGCCACCACAUCCGAAUCUUUCUUCCCUUCCCAAUAUUUUCUAUAUCGUGCGGUCAAAUACCUUACGUAGAAAACAGGGUGUCAUUAAAAACCAAUCAGAAUGCGGCACGUCCUAGUCAACACCCAUUUAAAACAUCACGUGCCGACCAUGCGGGGACCAUUGCUUACGCGUCAAAGCGGGAAAUGAUGAGAAUCUCCCAAUGUAAUGGUCUCAUCCGCAGCGGAUAGUAAAUCUGAGAGCCUUAAAUUCACCAAUGUCGACGUGUCAAGCGCCUGCCACGCCGUCUGCUGGACAAAGUUCACAAACAGUCAACCAUAAACAUUAAACCCUCAAAACCUCCCAGGUCCUAAAUUAGAAAAGAAAAACCAUUCAAAACUGUCACCGCCACCACCGUGCACCGCCACCAUCUGCCGUCAUGAGGCUCACUAGCUGGGCCCGAUCACCGUCACUAUCACCAUCGCCAUCUCCAACGCCAACGCCGACGCCAACUCCAUCACCGUCGCCAUCCGUCACUUCUUCUUCCUCCGUGACGUCAACACCGUCGCCGCCAGCAGUGCCAUCAAGGGUUCCAGUGGACUUCAGCCCACCGUUAAUCGCCAUGGUGGUAGUGGUGGCAGCGGCAUUUUUAGUUGUUACUUAUUCCCGUCUCAUAUCCCGCCGCCUUAUCCCGCCACUUGUCCGCCUCUUCAGAAUUUUUAGGCGGCGUCGCCGCCGCCGUCGUUACCUUCCUUCCACGACCACGGACCUUGACUCCCUCCCUCCAUCUGAUCCAUUCGAACUACCACUCUCUCCCUACGGGCUUGAUGACUCGGCCAUCAAAGGCCUCCCCCUGUCCCUUUACUCUUCAAAACUCAAGAUCAACAGCCCAAAGGAUUGUGCGGUUUGUUUGCUGGAAUUCGAGGACGAUGAAUACGUCCGUACACUACCCGUAUGCUCCCACGCUUUCCAUGUAGACUGCAUCGAUGUCUGGUUGAAAUCACACGCCAACUGCCCUCUCUGCCGCGCCGGAAUAUUCGCGGCAGAAUCACCAUUCAUUCCUUUGAUGGCGGCCCGAAUCCGACCUAGUCUCGAUGACCCUGUUUUACUGAGCACCAGUCUCGAUUCCCUUACGGAGACUCCUCUCCAAUCUCAUGGCAUCACCAUAACAGAGAUCACUGAAGAACCAUCCCCAAGAGUGGGAAAUGCUAAUCUCAGUACCAAUUGUGAGGAAAACAGAUUCAAUUUUGUAUUGAAAAGGUCAUAUUCUUUUGGGUUCGAGAGGAAUUUGGCGGCAGAGAGGAUGCUAACGGAGCCAAACACGGCUUCCCCAUGGAGAUACCGGAGAGGGACGAGUGGGUUCUGGAGCAAGCGUCCAUCGCCGUUCGGAUCAUUGAUGGCAAAGCCGAGAGUUUUCUCAUUCAGGUACUACAGGGGAAUGAAGACAUCACCGUUUUUCCGACGGAGGGGGUUCUUCCCGCUAUCAGAAAGAUUCUCCGGCGGUGGAUCGUCGAGACGGAGCAAGUCCAUGACGAGCCCGAUGUUCCUUAGAUCGGCAGCGUCAGGCGUGGCGGCUUUCUCGUCGAGCCGGCUGAGGUGUGGGGAUCCCGAGGCGUUGCUGUCACCGGAGAGAUUCAACAGAAGAUAAGAAAAAAAAAAGAGAUUUUUUUUAGAAAAAUGGGAUGACACGUGGAAGGACAAGAUCAGAGGAGUGGAGAGGAACGGACGGUGGAGAAGGAAGAGGGGUCCGACGAAAUUAAUGAGGAGCAUGCGAGGGAAAGCGCGGCAUUAAUGGAGGUGGGGAGAGGCAUUAAAUGAAAAAAUUGACGAGAGAGAGAGACACAGCUUUCGCAGCGGUUCAUAAAUGUGCGACUUUUGGGGUUUGGGUCUCUUUAUUAGGUCAAUUUGUUCUUUUGGUUUAAUAGGCUGGGGUAUUCGGCAGGGUCCAUCUUGAGUAAGCCGUAAGGGCAUGGGCUCCUCCUUUAUAUUCAUUCAAUUCAUGAGAAAGAAGAGGCAGUCCAUUUGAGUUUUUGACACAUUUUUCUAAACUAUGAUUUUGGUAUGUUGUGUUAUAAUCUGGGGCAACUUUUCGUUUUUUUGUCACUGUAGAUCCCUAAUGAGGAGACGGGAGUGGGGACUUCGAAGGUCUCAAUUAUUUUGUUUUCAAUGGAAUAUGUGCAGGAGAAUGCUAGUUGCGCUUGGCACCAAUUAAUGUGUGUAAUUUUU